This is a messenger RNA of Balaenoptera acutorostrata (minke whale), 1421 nucleotides long. It is a transcript of the gene TBPL1, whose product is annotated as TATA-box binding protein like 1. Bases 348 to 968 code for a protein of 206 amino acids. The record is from RefSeq and is a predicted model, not a curated record. NCBI's taxonomy places the organism in Eukaryota, Metazoa, Chordata, Mammalia, Artiodactyla, Balaenopteridae. Gene Ontology annotation, molecular function: DNA binding; general transcription initiation factor activity. The transcript is spliced from 7 exons. Gene Ontology annotation, biological process: DNA-templated transcription initiation.
UCUGAAGCAAAAGUCUAGCCUACUCCACACCCACCAGCCCCACCUCGCCAAGCUCUCCAGCAGGCCGGGCCGGACCGGGCCACCAGGAAGGAGGAAAGGAAAACGGAGGAAGGGGCGGGGGAAAGUGACGGGAGCAGUGAGAGCCGGAAGUGAUUGGCUAGCGAGGAACCCAGGAGAGCCCUGUCCGGCGGCGCUCUAGCCUCCGCGCGCUGUCUCUGUGCUCCCCCGCGUCUCGUCUAUUUAUUGUCGCGGGGAAGCAGCGGCCGCCCUGUACCCGGAACAACAAAGCACGAAAGACUGAGCCCGAGCCUCGGGGGCUCCUAGCAACGGGCCGGGGCGGGAGUUCCAUGGAGACUGGGGAGCGCGCCCGCCUCAUCAUUAUCCUUGUCCUCCAGCUUAUCCUUCGCGUCCGCCGCAACCGGCAGCAGCGCUGCCGCCGCGUCCUCUGCCGCCGCCCGCUCUUCCCACGAACAAGAUGCCAUUUGAACUUAAGGAAGAUUGCUUUGGAGGGAGCAAAUGUAAUUUAUAAGCGUGACGUUGGAAAAGUAUUAAUGAAGCUUAGAAAGCCUAGAAUUACAGCUACGAUUUGGUCCUCAGGAAAAAUUAUUUGCACUGGAGCAACAAGUGAAGAAGAAGCUAAAUUUGGUGCCAGACGUUUAGCCCGCAGUCUCCAGAAACUAGGAUUUCAGGUAAUAUUUACAGAUUUUAAGGUUGUUAACGUUUUGGCAGUAUGUAACAUGCCAUUUGAAAUACGUUUGCCAGAAUUCACAAAGAACAAUAGACCUCAUGCCAGUUACGAACCUGAACUUCAUCCUGCUGUGUGUUAUCGGAUAAAAUCUCUAAGAGCUACAUUACAGAUUUUUUCAACAGGAAGUAUCACAGUAACAGGGCCCAAUGUAAAGGCCGUGGCUACUGCUGUGGAACAGGUAUACCCAUUUGUGUUUGAAAGCAGGAAAGAAAUUUUAUAAGUCAUCACGUAAUUGGUUAGAAUCCCAAACUGAGCACCUUUUAAAACCUGCUGCACAUUGGACUCAAAACAAAAGGAAAACUGGACCAACAGUAAUUGAGGAAAUAGACUCUUUUAUUCAUUCACGGCUACAGUGUAAGCUCCAGUCCCUUUGGAUUUUAUUUCAAACCUUGCUGUAAUAUAAAAAGGAAGUUUACAAGACAUGACAUUGCUGCUUUUACAAAAGGACAUUCUAUUUAUUUUCGCAGUAAUUUCAUGUCCCCACGAGCAGAGCUGUCACAGUGUGCACUACCUUAAAGUGUUUUGUUGUUGUCAUUAUUUUUUUCCAGUUUGAGCUGAUGUGUUUUAUUUGUGAAUAGUCUUUUACAUUUUUGUAUGCUGAACAUGGGCACCAAAGAACCUGUAAAAGUUAUCUUUUUCAAUUGAAUGUGCACAAAUAAAAGUUUGGAAAAGA